Molecule: messenger RNA, 942 nt
Organism: Thamnophis sirtalis
Lineage: Eukaryota; Metazoa; Chordata; Lepidosauria; Squamata; Natricidae
Product: olfactory receptor 5V1-like
Biological process (GO): G protein-coupled receptor signaling pathway
Cellular component (GO): membrane
Molecular function (GO): G protein-coupled receptor activity; olfactory receptor activity
Source: RefSeq, a predicted model, not a curated record
AUGGAAAGUGUCAAUCAGACCCUGCAGGUGACCGAGUUCUUGUUCCUGGGUUUCUCUGGCAUGCCCAGAGGACGCCCCUUCCUCUUUCUGCUGUUCCUGGCCAUCUACCUCAUCACCUUGAUGGCCAACUCAAUGAUAUUCGUCUUGAUCCAGGUGGAUUCACGCCUCCACAGUCCCAUGUACUAUUUCCUCAGCCAUCUGUCCUGCUUGGACAUUUGCUAUUCCUCGGUCACUCUCCCCACCAUCCUGGUGAACCUCCUGCGCCAGCAGCCCACCAUCUCCUACAAUGACUGCAUGGCCCAGAUGUUCUACCUCAUGAGCUUUGCGGGAACUGAAUCUGCAUUGCUGGCCGUGAUGGCCUACGACCGCUAUGCGGCCAUCUGUGAACCUUUGCGCUAUACUGAACUCAUGAGUACUAGGGUGCGAGUCCCUCUGGCUACAGCUUCUUGGAUCUGGGGCAUGGUUGACUCUGCCAUUCACACUGCACUGGCCACCGAUUUGGCCUUCUGUGGAAACAACCAGAUCCAUCACAUCUUCUGCGAUGUCCCUCCACUCUUGAAAAUUGCCUGCAGCGACACUUAUGUCAAUGAGAUGACUCUUCACAUAGCAAGCGCCUUUGUGGGUCUGAGCCCCUUCCUCCUCGUCAUCAUUUCAUACGUCUACAUCUUAUCUACAAUUCUGAAGAUCCGUUCCAGCACUGGAAGGAGAAAGACCUUCUCCACCUGUGCUGCCCACUUGACUACGGUCAUCGUCUACUUUGGGAUGAUCAACUUGAAUUACAACCGUCCCAGUGCGGGCUACUCCUUAGAGGUGGACACCUUGAUCUCCAUCUUAUAUUGUAUUGUCCCGCCCAUGCUGAACCCCCUAAUCUACAGCUUUCGAAACAAGGAGGUCAAAGGGGCCCUACAAAAACUUCUGCAAAUUCAGGAGAAAGAUGAUUGA